UUCAAAUACAGAAUUGUACUGGUGACUUAUUAAGACGUUCCUUGUCCAUUUUCUCUGAAGUGCUGGCUUACUUCAGGAGGACAGAAUGAAUGAGUGCUCUGAACUGGCUUCUGACCAUCAUAGUAGACCUGAAGAUCAGAGUGAGCCAAGGCCGAACACGGCCACCCUUCAAGAAGACAUUGAGAUGACCAGCGGAUCCAGCGGAAGUGAAGCUAAUGAGAAUGACUUCAGUGGGCGGGAGUCGCCUGGCAACGACUAUGACGAAAAUGGAAAAGAUUCUGCCAUGUUGGUGGAGAGCUCGGAGAGCCACAAGAGUUCCAAUGCUUUUAGCCUGAUGAUUGUAAACUCAGACCACAAUCCAUCCACCAGUGGAUGCAGCAGUGAGCAAUCAGCCAAAGCCAAGACUCAGAAAGAACUGAUCAGAACAUUGAAGGAACUGAAAGGCCACCUGCCUCCGGACAGAAAGACCAAAGGCAAGCCCAGCAUGUUGGCGACCUUGAAGUACGCCCUUCGGAGCAUUAAACAGAUCAAAGCUAACGAAGAGUAUUAUCAGAUCUUACUGACCAGUGACAACCAUCCAGCCGAUCUGGACGUGCCUUCUUACACAGUCAAGGAAAUCGAGACUCUGGCUUCAGAAUACAUCAUGAAGAAUGUGGAUAUGUUUGCUAUGGCUGUUUCCUUGGUUACUGGAAAGAUCGUGUACAUCUCCGAUCAGGCCACAUCAAUUCUUCCCUGUAAAAAAGACACGUUUCACGAUGCCAAGUUUGUGGAGUUCCUGGCGCCCCACGAUGUGAGCGUGUUCCACAGCUCCACAGCUCCGUCCCGACUCCCAGCCUGGCGUGUUUGCCGCAGAGCUGAUUCUUCCACUCAGGAUUACAUGGAAGAGAAAUCUUUCUUCUGUCGUAUCAGUGGUGGCAAAGAUCACGAAAACGUAAUCCGCUAUCAUCCAUUCCGUAUGACUCCUUACCUUGUCAGAAUACAAGAGAAACACAAUGCAGAAGCUCAACUUUGCUGCGUUUUGCUUGCAGAGAAGGUGCACUCUGGUUAUGAAGCGCCCAGGAUUCCGCCAGAUAAGAGAAUAUUUACAACAACGCACACCCCAAAUUGUUUGUUUCAAGAUGUAGAUGAAAGAGCGGUUCCUCUCUUGGGCUACCUACCUCAGGACCUGAUUGGCACUCCCCUUCUGCUGCAUCUUCACCCACGUGACAGACCUCUCAUGCUGUCUAUUCACAAAAAAAUCCUACAGUAUGGUGGACAGCCUUUUGACUACUCACCAAUCAGAUUCUGUACUCGAAAUGGAGAGUACAUAACAAUGGACACCAGCUGGUCCAGUUUCAUCAAUCCUUGGAACAGAAAAGUUUCCUUUAUAAUUGGAAGACAUAAAGUGAGGACGGGGCCUUUGAAUGAAGAUGUCUUUGCUGCUCAUUCCUGCACAGAAGAGAAAACUCCUCAUCCCAGUAUUCAGGAGAUCACAGAGCAGAUAUACAGGUUGUUACUGCAGCCCGUCCACAACAGUGGUUCCAGCGGCUAUGGCAGCCUGGGCAGUAAUGGCUCCCAUGAGCAUCUCAUGAGUCAGACAUCUUCCAGUGACAGCAACGGCCACCUCCAUGAGGACUUGCGGAAGAGGAGGCCUAAUAUCCGAAAAGGGAUUUGUAAAGAUGCCCAGAAGGUCACAGGCAGAAGCAGCAUUCUGUUCGAGAGUGAAGAAAUGAGGAAGCCGGCAUCAGAAAGUCGGACUAAUUCUAUCACUCAAACCAAAGCUGUGUUGGCUCCUGAGAAGGCCAGUGGAGGCCCCAGCUUGCCAAAGAAUGUGACGACCGAGGAGCUGGCCUGUAGGAACCAGUCUGCAUACUCCUACCAACAGAUAAGCUGCUUGGACAGUGUCAUUAGGUACUUGGAGAGCUGCAGUGUGGCUGGGCCACUGAAGAGGAAGUGUGAGUCCCUGCCCAGUGUGGCGGCUUCGCCCCUGGAGGAUGAGCAGAAGCCCCCGGCAGAGCCAGGACCACCGCCGGCAGCAGAGGAGACAUCGAUGGUGAAAGUUCCCUUGAAUCCUGCUGUCACCGUCCUGAAGCCAUCCAGAGCAAACGGCCAUCCAGUUGUUGGUGCUCACUUGACCUCCUUGGCUCUCCCUGGCAAGGCUGAGAGUGUGGUUUCCUUCACCAGUCAGUGCAGCUAUAGCAGCACCCUGGUCCACGUUGGCGACAAGAAGCUGCAGCCUGAGUCAGAGAUGAUAGAAGACCCCACGAGUGGCCUGGAGUCCCUGGACAGUGCAGCUGCCCCAUCCUCUCACUGCGACUCCAGCCCAGAGAAGGGGCCCCCCAAGAAGGUGGGUCUUACCAAAGAGGUGCUCGCGGUCCACACGCAGAAGGAAGAGCAGAGCUUCCUGCACAGAUUUAAAGAAACAAGAAGACUCAGCACAUUUCAGUCUCGCUGCCACUCUUAUCUACAGGAGAGAUCCAAGGGACGCCCCGGGGAGCGCGUUGUUCGAGGACUAAGAAAUAGUAUUUCUGGAAUGGAUUCAUCUUGGAAAAAAAAUGGAAAGAACCGAAAGCAGAAGUCCAAGCGAAUUAAGCCGCAUGAGUCAUCGGAUAGCACGGCUUCGGGCACAAACAUCCCUCCUCGGUCUCCACUGGUCGGCCUGAAUUCUACGGCGUGGUCACCGUCAGAUACUUCCCAGGCCAGCUGUGCACCAGCCUCAUUUCCUGGGGUGGUACCCACAUACUCUUUGCCUGUUUUUCCAUCACCAGGAAUUGUCCCAACCUCCGGAGAUGUAUCAUCAGCUUCUCGGGCCUCCCAGGCUCAUGGGAAUGAUUCGGGGACCUCCCAGCAUUACAUUUCCCUGCAGCCGCCAGCAUUCACCACCCCCCUGACUCCAGUCAUGGCCGUCGUGUUACCCAAUUACACAUUCCCUCCAGUGAACCCUGCUGGGCACCCGCCAUUCUACCCUGGCCAAAGCAGCUGUCCCCAGCAUCCCGCGUGCUCUUCCCAGAUGGUGUUUGCAGCCCAACCCGACUUCCCUGUUCAGGCUUCCUUCUCAUCUCAGACAUUCUGCCCAGCCCAGUCCUUUAAUUACCAGCAGGGUGAAAGGGAAAGGCCUCCUGCCCCCGGAGGCCCCGAGGGGCCAUCGAGAUCCACAACACCCCAGUCAACGGGAAGGCAGGACCAGGCAUCACCACCACUGUUCCAGUCACGAUGUAGUUCCCCCUUACAGCUUAAUCUGCUUCAACUAGAGGAAACCCCCAAGGCCGUGGAAAGCACAAUGGCGGCUGUUUCUGCAUCGCUGGCAGGACGCGGCCUGCCGAGCAAGGGAUCAAAUAAUAAAGCAGUGGAGCUUGACGAUGGCAAAAGGCCGGCUCCUCAUGGGAUUGACUCGCCAAUGGAUGCCCACAACAGUGAUGCCCUUUCCAUGUCCAGUGACUUCCUUGAGAUUUUGCUGGCAGAGGAUGGAGGCUCCGCCACUGGGUCGGCCUCCUCUGGGAGCGGCGUAUCGGCUGCCUCCGAGUCUCUGGGGUCUGGAUCUCUUGGCUGUGGCACGUCCAGAACUGGCACCGGCAGCAGCGAGACAAGCCACACGAGCAAAUACUUUGGAAGCGUCGACUCCUCAGAGAACAGUCAUCGGGUCAAAGUCAAUGCUGGCCUCCCUGGCAGUGAGCACUUCCUCAAGUGCGUCCUGCAGGACCCCGUCUGGCUGCUGAUGGCAAACACCGACACUGACGUCAUGAUGACCUAUCAGCUGCCUUCCCGAAAUCCUGAAGCUGUUUUGAAGGAGGAUCGGGAGAAGCUGAAGCUGAUGCAGAAAUUCCAGCCCAGGUUUACAGACGAGCAGAAGCGAGAGCUGCACGCAGUCCAUGCGUGGAUGCCCAGGGGGGGCCUGCCCAGAGCACUCGACCUGGGGAUGUGCCCUGACUGUGAGGACAGCCAGAGAGAGCGUGUCGAUGAGCCGUAUGACGAGGAUCUUCCAGCGAUGGAACUCAGCGAAAUGAUGGAAAUCCAGGGUGAGAAGGGUGUCGAGCCUGCACCCCGAGGGACCAAAGAGGAGACCUAGCCCAACGUCAGCACCCCCGGGCACCUGCUGGCCAGCGGGCUACGGUUGAAGGUGCUUGAGAGACUGUUAAGACAGCUUGAAACUUGGUUCGAGUGAAAUAACCUAUUCAUGUCAACUUUUUUGUUUUAGAAAAAAGGACAUUUGUCUGAAGGAAUCAAGGUAAAAACUGGUGAGAUUAACCGUGCUGUCUGCAGUCUAAGGGAAGGGAGGGCCUUCAGGUUUUCCAUCUUUAAUCCAGCAGAUGUACAGUAGCUGCAGAGUGAGUGGCACUGCUCCCACGGGCUCAUCUCACACAGCCGUCUUUUCCCAGUUGAAUGUGUAACCCCUGUAUCCGGGGUGAGUUUCUGGGGACUGCCCUCUUUCCCUGUUUGUGAUGAUGAUUUGACAUCCCUCAGAGGACAUGUUGAAGACCCAGUGGGAGGUCAUUCAAAGCUUGCUAUGUAAAAAUUAUUAAGUUGUUAAUAUUCAAGAAGAUUGUUACGGGCUGUCAAAACGU
Trichosurus vulpecula (common brushtail) is the source of this 4541-nucleotide messenger RNA. RefSeq names its product period circadian regulator 2 (gene PER2). NCBI's taxonomy places the organism in Eukaryota, Metazoa, Chordata, Mammalia, Diprotodontia, Phalangeridae. The record is from RefSeq and is a predicted model, not a curated record. Gene Ontology annotation, molecular function: transcription corepressor binding; transcription cis-regulatory region binding. The transcript has 23 exons. The coding region runs from base 86 to 4045 and encodes 1319 amino acids. Gene Ontology annotation, biological process: negative regulation of transcription by RNA polymerase II; entrainment of circadian clock by photoperiod; circadian regulation of gene expression. Gene Ontology annotation, cellular component: cytoplasm; nucleus.